Messenger RNA from Didymodactylos carnosus, 1731 nucleotides. Lineage: Eukaryota; Metazoa; Rotifera; Eurotatoria; Philodinida; Philodinidae. The record is from the annotation of a GenBank genome assembly.
AUGGCAUCUCGUGGUGACGAACUAAGUACGCAACGUUUGCUGCAUUGUUCUAUCUGCAGCAUUUAUCCUCGAAAUUUACAAGCUUAUGUUGAGCAUUUGGACAUACGACAUCGUGACGAAGAAGUAGAAGUAACAUGUCCGUUAUGCACUCAAAUAUUUACGUCUGUUGGUCGCUUUAAAACACAUAUGCGCAAACAACAUUAUUCAUCAAAACCAACGUUAUCAAAUCAAUUAUCGCAGCCAUCGUCAUCGACAACCGUACCAUCGAUGUCCAAUGAUGAUAUUGAUGAAGCAUCACCAAAUGAAGAUGAAACUUUAAGUGAAAGAGGUUCACUCCAAACUGCAAGCAGCAGUCAACGUUCAUUUUUUAAACGACCACGCCUUGAAAAUUCAAAAUUAUUGGUGUCUGGCGGCAGCGGAAGAAAUUCAUCGUCAUCACGUGGACUUUUAACAUCAACACGCAUGGAGACGAAAAACGAACCGGAAAUACCUGAUGAUAACAGUGUAGCAUCAAAUGAUCAUAUCAACGCCAUCAAAGAAGAAUUUCAAGAUAAUCGACAUGAUGAUGAAGAUUGGAGUCCUACAUCGGAAAGACGUGGUACAUUAUAUAAUCCAGAUUCAAUGCAAGAUGAUCUGCCAUCAGGUACUCGAACUUCAAAUCGUACACGUUGUUAUCCCGCAAUUCCAAUGCCUCCUGAAUUACCAGAAUUCUCUGAAAAAGUUCAACGUUACCUUGAUAUGGGUAAUGCUGCUCCGAUUUUACCUGAUUUAAUAUCUGAAGCGGCUGAUUUUUUUAUGAAAACAUAUCCUCAAUUGAAAACUGGUCGAGAAUAUCGUAAAAUUGGUUUAGCACUAAUUAAAAAACAUCCAUGUCUUGCGGAAAAAGGAAAUCAGUUUAAACCGGAAGCAUUAUUGUGUCGAAAAUUAUCAAUUAAAAUGCGUAAUAUGCGACAAAAAAUUCGUUCUUUAGAACGUAUGCACGGGGGCCAUUCGGAUAAAAAUGAAAAUCGUAUUCAUCAAAAUGAUGAUGCCUAUUAUGAAAGUAUCAAUAUUAAAUUACGUCAAAUACAAGGUCAACCUCAAUUUUCGACGUUAUAUAAACAAUAUUUGUCUAAAACACAUACACGACGUCGUGAAUGGCUUAGUUUGAAUGCUGAUUUAAAUUUAUAUGGAAUAUUACAAGAAUUACCAUUUAUGGCUGGAAAAGAAUUUUUAACGGGUGAAUAUGGUUUAUUGCGUGGAAGACAUAUAUCAUCGUUCAAUAAAGUCAUUGGUCAAGUACUCGAUGUUUUAACAAGUUAUUUCAGUAUUCGAUUACGUGAAAAUAUGGAUAUUACAUAUCGUCUUACACUUAUGCAAUUAUGUCAAGCGUUGAAUUGUAAUUAUAUAAUACAGAAUAAACAGAGUGAUGCUGUUAAAUCUGAACCAGAUGACGGUUCGUAUUUACGUUUAACAGUUAUGGAUUUUGUUAAUGGAACAUCGUCAUAUUUUCUGUUUUAUGGUCGUAAACCAUUAUGUGAAUUAGCCACUGGUCAAGGUAUAUUACGUCAAGCAUUGUUAUUAUUUUUAAUUACAUUUGAAGUGUACAUGGUCGAUAUACCAGAUGACUAUUAUGAAGCCUUGAGUUUAUUGAGAAUAGCUGUAUUUGGCGAUGUAUAUGAAGGAGAAGUGCCAGAAACAGAAGUGGCACAAAAAUUAUUGAAUAUUAUUGAUGAAACAGUAAAACGAUAA